Messenger RNA from Eupeodes corollae, 3737 nucleotides. RefSeq names its product interaptin. The record is from RefSeq and is a predicted model, not a curated record. Bases 383 to 3418 code for a protein of 1011 amino acids. NCBI's taxonomy places the organism in Eukaryota, Metazoa, Arthropoda, Insecta, Diptera, Syrphidae. The transcript is spliced from 4 exons.
AUUAAAAGAAAAACAAGAACAAGCUCAAGUGGUUGAAUUUUCGUUCGUCGCAAGUGUUGUUAAAAAAUUUGUAUUCGUGUUUAUUUAUUUACAAAUUCUCGUAUUCAUAUCCCAUUCAAAACUCAAAAACAAUUAAAAUAAUGCACAUAAAGUGUUUUCGAAAAAUAAAAACUUGUUUUUAAUUUUAAUUAAUGAGCAUCUAUAGAUUAACUUUGAAAAUAUAAAAUGACAUCACCAUCCCCGAACUUUUUGAGUACCAUCGUCUUCCAUAUGAUGUGAAAAAACUGAACUUUCAAACAAAAGACCAUUUCGAAAUCUUGCAAAUUGAAGCACAACAAUGCUUCUGAUAAGAAAAUUGAUAUAAAAAUACAAAAAUCAAAUAAUGAUAGAAAACCAUAGCUUGAACAACAAUGAGCCAUUGCCAUCGUCAUCAUCAACACCAACAGCUGAGAAUCAGAGUCAAUCACAAAAUGGAAUUGGCGCUGGGUCGGAGCGCCAGAAUUCGAGGCGCGAAUCGGUCUCGUCACAAAUCUCCUCAAGCACAACAUCACCGCAGUACGAUUCAGGUAAUAUAAGUGAUUUGAACUUGAAUUUCUGUCCAGCAUCCCCAAGUUCGGCCGAUGACGAUUCCAUUUCGAGUGAUAGUUUGCAACAGAAUAAAAUCAAUUUCCUGCUGCGAGAGAAGGAUCAGUCGCUGUUCCUGGCAUUGCAAGAUGUACGCAAACUCAAAAGCGAACUUGAGCGGCUGAGUAAGUCGGAGAAAUGGUACAAAAGUGAGCUGAAAUUGCAGAGAAAUUCGAAGCUUGAAGUUCUCGAGAAAUUAUACACGAACGAGAGAAAGUUCACGCAGGACAAUCAAAAUCUACAAAAUGAACGGAUUGCCUUGCACGCCCGCUGCAGUGAGCUGGAGAAGCAACUCCAAUUAGAGAAAGAUUCGGCUGUAAAACUAUUAAAACAAAGUAAUUCUCGAGCGACGACGACGACGUCGACGGAAGACGAUCCAAAAGAUUUCGUAUUGGAACAACAUCGUCAAAGACUCGCCGACCAAGACCAACUCAUUGAUAUACUUCGGAAUCAAAAACGAAGCUUGUUGAAUGAUUUGCAAAAACUUGGCUGUGAACGGGAUGAGAUUGCUUUGCAGAUGCAGAAGAAUAUCGCUCAGUUGGAAGAUGAGAAUCGGACAAUAACCAAAAGAUGUUUGCAACUGGUUGAGUCUAAAAUUGCUUUGACGGACGAAAUUGCAAGUAAAGAGUCUGAUUGGAAGGGCAUGAGUAAUGAGGUAUUGGAUUUGCAGAUAGUCGUGCGGAAACUCCAGGAUAAACUACACUCACAUAUUGCUGAACUCAACAACAAAGAUCAGGAAAUAAAUUCGCUAAGAAAUGAGUUAUCCCAAAACCAAAAUGCCGACUCCGGUCUUCAAAUAAAACAUCAAAAAGAAUUAUUUGAAAAAGAGCAAAUGAUCCAAGAACUUAACGAAACAAUAAGUUCGUUAAAAUCAGAAAUAAACGACUUUCAAAUCGUGCAAAAACGUUACAAUGACCAAUUGUAUGAAAUUGAGCAACUUCGAACAAAACUACAACAACAAAAGUCUCAAAUUGAAAAAUUCGAAAGUUCACAAGAAUUAAAACAAAUUCCCACUCGCACUCCAAGUGAAUCACCGAAGGAGCCUCAAUCAGAACAAACUUUUGUCACAAACAUCAUCUCCAACGAGGAGAUUGAAAAAAUUCUAAAUGAAAACAAAGAAUUACAAAGUCAAUUGAAUUCUUUAAAAUCUAGUCAAAGCUUAGAGCAAAUAAGUUUAAGAAAAACUAAAGCAGAGAUUCAACAAAUUUCCGAAAAAUAUCAAAAUAUAUGUAAGUUAUAUGAAACAGCUAAAUUCGAGUUGGAUAUGAAAGAGAUUACUGUUGAAAAGCUACAAUUUGAAAAAGACAAAGAUACUCGUGAGAUAAAAUCGUUGCGACAAAAAUUAUUGGAAAUUUCUUCUCAACUUGAUUGUCAACGAACUCUGGGAAGUGAAUUUGAAUUUCUGCUUUCGAAAACUCAACAGGAAAUGAAUCGACUGAAAGUUGAAAAUCAGUGCAAUAUCGAUAAAAUCCAAAAACUCAAAGUUGAAACAAACCAAAGUGGCGAGAAACUUAACGAAAAAGACUUACAAAUUGAGGAUUUGAAAGCAAAACUUCUGGCUGAGAAGGAAUUGAAUGCUAAGCUUAUUUCAAGUAAUACAGCUAAGGUCGUGCAGGAGGAAGAAAUAUGCCAAAAUAGAGUAAAACUUAUGGAAAAAUUGAUGUCCCUUCAAGCGGAUAAAGUUGAGCAAUUAAAUGCCGAACAACAGGAAUGGGAGAAUUUGCUCACGGCCAUUGAUAGGCCAAAAAUAUUCGAUGUGCCAUGCAGUGAAUUCGAUGAUCUUAAUGAGCUCUUCGAAGAACAAAAUAUUGAACUUAUUCAAUUGAAUGAAGAUUACCACCGACAGAGUGAAAGUCUCAAAAAAGCCUUCAACCUUGCACAAAAAGAGAACGAAAUCUUAAAGGAAACACUCAAAACGACCAACUCGAAAAUAAGUGAUUUGGAGAGCCAGAUUGAAGCCAUAGAAAAUGCCAAUGCUGAUUAUCAGAAAGAAAUAGCACAUCUUGCUGGAACAAAUGAGCGUCUCAUACAAGAAUUCAAUGAAGAUUUCUCCCGCGAGCGAGAAAGCCAUAAGAAACAAUUGAAACAACUCCAAUCGGAGGCUAAGACGCGCAACGAAGAAAGUGAUGAUAUGAUUCAAAAGUUGCAAAUUGAGAUUGAUCAAUUGAAAUCUUCACAAAAACUCCACAAAACCGAACAAGAACGAAUUUUGCAAAAUGUCCUGGAAAAAGAACAUCAACGAAAAUUGAUUCGUUAUGAUUUGCACAUAAGAACGCUUUUGUCGAAUGUUAAAGGUUAUAAGAAAAACUUGGAGAUUGUCGAAAAUCGUUAUGAUGCUUUGCGAACAAAAUCAAAAGAUAUGGUCGAAGUUGAGCAGUUACGAGCGAUGGAAUCUGCUUUGCAGGAUAUGCGGACGCAGUUUGAGAAUAGUCAGAGAGAGAUUGAUAACUUGAAGCACCAACUUAAAACUAUGAAUGAACAGUUUUAUGUUUCGGAUGCAAGUAAAAGUAAUAAUACGAUGGUUUUGACUAAUCUUAUGGACGAUUACAAGAAGCUAAUCCAACAGUCACAGAUAUCAACAAAACGACCCUCAACUUCGGAUAUAUACAAAUUGAUAAACAAAAGCAACAAUUUCGUGCCAAAACUAACAAAUAUAUCAACGGCUGUCGAUAAAUUGCGAGAAGAUGUACAACAAAUUUGUACCGUGAUAAAUGUAACAUCUUCUGGACGUACAGAGAGCCCUCAAUUAAAAUUGUCACUUAUGGAUGAGCUCAAAUUAGCUGACAAUAAAUAAUAUAGUAUAGUGCUCAAAAACUACAAAGAACUAUUUAACAAAAAGAAAAAAAAACAGUAUACAUCUUAACCAAAACACAAGCAACAAUAUUAAUAACAUUGUAAAUAAUUUUUUGUGUGUGAUUUAUUUAUUUAUAUAUGUUUAACUUUAUUUGUUGACUAAACAAAACAACUUUUAAAAAACAAAACCCAAACACAGCAAAUAUGUAUAAAGAAGUAGAUAUGUAUAACUUUAAAGUCUCUUAGAUAAUUCUAGUAAUAUUUUAUUUUCUUCUUCUUCUUUUUUGGGUAAUAAACAAAUGCCACAAACGGAAAAUUAA